AUGGAUUCUGACGAGAAGAAGGAGAAUAAAGAGGUCGAUGUUGGCGAAAAGCGCACGAAAAAGGAGGAUGAGGAAGAUGGAAGAGGGAGCGGUGAGGAAAAGGAGGAGGGAGAGAGCGACGAGGCGGAGGGACAUUUUAAGGAAAGCAUGUUGACGAGGGGAAGAGGGUGA
Messenger RNA from Sclerotinia sclerotiorum 1980 UF-70, 171 nucleotides. RefSeq lists its product with no specific name. Bases 1 to 171 code for a protein of 56 amino acids. The record is from RefSeq and is a predicted model, not a curated record. Lineage: Eukaryota; Fungi; Ascomycota; Leotiomycetes; Helotiales; Sclerotiniaceae. The transcript has a single exon.